Drosophila nasuta is the source of this 3133-nucleotide messenger RNA. RefSeq lists its product as uncharacterized. Lineage: Eukaryota; Metazoa; Arthropoda; Insecta; Diptera; Drosophilidae. Gene Ontology annotation, biological process: multicellular organismal reproductive process. Bases 44 to 2716 code for a protein of 890 amino acids. The transcript is spliced from 13 exons. The record is from RefSeq and is a predicted model, not a curated record.
AAGUCAACCGGAACCGACGUAGCUCAAUUCAGCUUAUCUCAAUAUGAAAGCUCAUUUAUUGGAAAUUUUGAUACUCUUAAUUGGAUUCACAUACAUCCAUGCAGGAAACUUCUUGACCGAGAAACCUGAUGUCCUCGAAUCCUGCUCCUUCGAUAGUCCGAAAUUCAAGGAAUGUUUAAUUAGUAACCUUCAAGUGAUCUUCAUUAACUGGACUCAUGGGCUGCCAGGUUCAAACAUCAUUGGUCCCGUGGAUCCGUUCACCAUAAAACGAUUGAUUUUAUCUAGAUCAUCUCCGAGUGAUGACAGCAAUCCCGUAAAUGUCGACACAGAUGUGCGAAAUGUUCUUGUCAGCGGUGUUAGCCAGGCAAAAAUCGUGGAUGUAAGUUAUCUUCCAAAGAACAAUAAAACCGAAGUUCUUCUCUGGAUUCCAAAGAUAAACAUUGAUUUCGACUAUAGUGUUAAGGGCAAUGUUGGCGGCCGAAAACUUGAUGAUCAUAGCAAGGGUCAUGUAAAAAUAGAAAAACUGUUGAUCGCUUUUGAUGUUGACAUAGCAUCCCUAGUCACACCCAAAGGUAACUUUAUCGAUGUGCAACAUGUCAGCGUAAGUUUCAGAGAAAUCGGGAAACUGAAAUUCAAAGUGAAUAAAUUAUUUGGAGGCGACAAAUAUCUAGAAAAAUUAACCCAUGAUUUUAUUAAUGAAAACUGGGUUGAAUUCUACAUAAGCUGGAGGCCAAUCAUCGAAUAUGUCAUCGAGACGAUGGUUUUUCUACGCUCAAGAAAAAUAUUUAGUUAUAUACCAGCAGAAUAUCUGAUUGAUAACUAUGCAUUGCUCGAAUCGUUAUUGUCUAAUGUACUUGUGCCCUGUUCUUUGGAUGAUCCAAAUAUUAGCAAUUGUCUUGCCAAAAGUCUCCAGGACAUCUUCGUCAAUUGGGCAGAUGAAAUACCUGGAAAGGAUGUUUUUGGACUUACGGAUCCAUUCACUCUUGACAACUAUAUUGAGACAAAGGAAAUUUCAGGGUUCGAUGGCAGACCCAUUACUAUUCACAAUGAAUUUUUGAACUUUUCUGUAAGUGGUUUGAGUCAGGGAAUUAUCAGCGCAGCCAGUUACCGAGAGGGUUUUGCAUCAGCUUCAUUGGAUAUUCCAAAGUUAAUCCUAAAUUUCGAUUUCAAGGCCACAAUUGAGGACGCCUCUGACCUGGUAGCCUGCUCGUUAGAAGAUGCCAAGUUUAACGAAUGUCUUGUCAAAAAUCUUCAAACUAUAUUUAUCAACUGGAAAGAUGGGAUCCCUGGUUCAGAUAUAGUCGGUCCCAUAGAUCCAUUCACUAUUAAAUUUGAUAUUUGGACCAAAGUAUUAAACAAUGAACUAUUCAGCAAAUUCUUGGGUAAUGGAACAGACUUUAAAGAUAUUGUCGUUAAAGGAAUGAGUCAAGCAACUAUUACGGAGGCUAGUUAUGAUCCUACCAAAUAUGAAGCGAAGGUUGUUUUUAAGAUUCCAAAGCUGAUCUUUCAUGUCGACUACAAAUUGACGAUUAGUGGAGGUGUUAAUAAUUUACAAAUCAGCACUAAAGGCUCUUCCAGCUUAGAAUUGGGCGACUUAUUAUUGGAGUAUAAGGUGACUCUCAAGCCGCGUGUUACACCCGAAGAUACAUUCUUCGAUGUCCUACAGCUAGAAGGCGGUAUCAAAAAAGAGAUAGAUGCCAAAGACGAUCUACAUAAUUCGGAUUUGAAAGACGAUGCCUACGAUGCUUACUGGAGGGAAUGGUUCAAGAGUUUUAAAAUCUUUUUUGAACCGACAGCUGAGUCGUUGUUGCUUGAACGGGUCAAAAAGAUAAGUAGCAGCCCGAUUCAAACGAGGCGCAGACACCCGGAAGCAGUCGAGAUGAAUGCAACUCAGAAGAGUAGCAAUCCUUUUUGCCUUUUUUACGGCUUAUUGGCAAUCCUUUUGUGCAAUGACGUCGUUGGUGUCGAGUACUUCACUGAGAAGCCAUCGUUUUUGCCCUCAUGUCGCAUUAAGGAUCCCGAAUUUACAACAUGCUCGACAAACAGCAUUCAGAAAUUAAUUGAUCAGAUGAACAUCGGUAUACCAGAGUUGCUAAAGACAUUUGGUUCUUUGGAUCCUAUGCGGAUCAGGGACAUUAUCUUCAAACAGGAUAACAAUAAUGUAGCCACACUUAAUUGUAAUCUAACCGAUGUACAUAUCAAAGGCUACUCGAAAAUGAAGAUUAAGGAAGCACGUGUGAGCAAAAAGGACUUCAGCUGGCAAACGAAGAUCUUUUUGCCCAAAACACGACUGGAAUCUAAAUAUAAAAUGGAAGGUCGUAUUCUAGUGAAACCGCUGAGUGGAUCAGGCAACAUGGUCAUGGAAGUCGAAAAUCUUAAUGUUAUAAUGCUAGCCAAAACGCAUCUCUAUGAGAAGGGUGGCUUCACUUUCUACAACAUUACUUCUAUAAAAACUAAACUGAAUAUGACACGUAUUUACACUAACAUGGACAAUCUUUUCAAUGGUCGCGACAAGGAAAUUGAGCGUAGUACGAACGAGUUCUUCAAUGAAAAUUGGCGUGAAGUCUAUGAAGCAUUCCGCCCACUGAUUACUGAAACUGUAGAGACCGUACUAAUGGAACUUUUAUCCUCUGUAUUUAGUCUUAUACCCGCCAACUAUUUUAUUGAGGAUAUUCCUACACCCAAGCAAUUAUACGGAGAUAAGGGUAAUGAGUAAAAGAAAUAAAUUGCAAUUAUCUGAGGUACAUUUUCUAAAUAUUUUAAAUCUUACUAAUUUGCCAUUAAAAUUGUUUAAGUACUUUCAGCAGAAUAAGAUGCUCUCAAAAAGAAAACCAAACAUACAUGAGUAAAAGUAUUUAUCAAAAUUUAUUAAAUUUAAUUUAAAUUGUCAUACAUUUUAUAGUGCAAAAUAUAUUGUCAUCAGAUAUCUUUUUGGAUUUUAUACUAUACUAUGCAAUGUAGUAUAAAAAGGUCAAGCGGAAUAGCAAUUAGUAGAGAUAUAAUAUACUAUUAUAUACCCGUAAAGAACACAUAUGUGUAAUUAUUAAAGUGGAAGGUUGAACACUGCUGAGUCAGAACUUUGUAGAACUUGAUUUGAAUUGCAUGCAUACAUAUAGAACCUUUAUAAGCAAAA